UUCACUUGAGGCUCCUGGUGUUUUUCAGUCUGGUUUGAUUCUCUUGGUUGUCAAAUGAAAUGGAGCCAGACUCUGAAGAUAACCUGACCAGCAUCAACUUCCCUCAUGGAGAGAAAAGUGCAUUUACACAACUGGAGCACAACAUUGUGGCUGGAUACCUGAUCACUGCAGGGAUCAUCAGUUUGGCCAGUAACAUCGUAGUACUCCUGAUGUUUGUGAAGUUUAAGGAGCUCCGAAAUGCCACCAACUUCAUCAUCAUCAACCUGGCCUUCACUGAUAUAGGGGUGGCUGGCAUUGGAUAUCCCAUGUCGGCUGCUUCCGAUAUUCACGGGAGCUGGAAGUUUGGCUACACCGGCUGCCAGAUCUACGCAGCUCUAAACAUCUUCUUUGGUAUGGCCAGCAUCGGCCUGCUGACCGUCGUGGCCAUUGACCGCUACUUGACCAUCUGCAGGCCAGACAUAAGUCAGAAAAUGACACUCAGGUCAUACAACCUUCUUAUUCUAGCUGCCUGGCUCAAUGCAGUGUUUUGGUCUUCCAUGCCCCUAGUGGGUUGGGCAAGCUAUGCCCCAGAUCCAACAGGUGCCACAUGCACAGUCAACUGGAGGAAGAAUGAUGCGUCCUUCAUUUCAUACACCAUGGCCGUGAUUGCUGUUAACUUUGUGAUUCCACUCACUGUUAUGUUCUACUGCUACUACAACGUGUCUGUCAUGGUAAAGAGGUACAAGUCCACAGAUGGUUUAGACAAUAGCAACGCUACCUGGUCAGACCAGAUGGAUGUGACGAAGAUGUCAAUUGUGAUGAUCGUGAUGUUUCUGGUGGCCUGGUCUCCCUACGCCAUAGUGUGUCUGUGGGCAUCGUUCAGUGACCCCAAAACAAUCUCUGCCCCCAUGGCCAUCAUUGCUCCACUCUUUGCCAAGUCCUCCACCUUCUACAACCCCUGCAUUUAUGUCAUCGCCAACAAGAAAUUCAGAAGAGCCAUCCUAGGCAUGAUACGGUGUCAGAGCAGACAGCACAUUUCCAUUAGUGAGGUUGUCAUGACAACUCCACAGCCCCCACUGAGUCAGUAGAACUUGUCUAAGAUGAUUUCUAUAAUUGAAUGGACUGCUGUGGUUAUGUAGAAAGUCAAGCAAAGUGUGUCUGAAUGAAUGAGUUGAUUUCAAGCUCUUCUCUUCUGUUGCAUGAAUCAUUACAUUACAUUACAUUGUGUCAAUAAAGGGUGCUUGAAAUGUUGUGGAAGCUUGUAUCU
Molecule: messenger RNA, 1246 nt
Organism: Synchiropus splendidus (mandarinfish)
Lineage: Eukaryota; Metazoa; Chordata; Actinopteri; Syngnathiformes; Callionymidae
Gene: rrh
Product: retinal pigment epithelium-derived rhodopsin homolog
Exons: 7
Coding region: 60-1067 (335 amino acids)
Biological process (GO): visual perception; G protein-coupled receptor signaling pathway
Cellular component (GO): membrane; photoreceptor outer segment
Molecular function (GO): G protein-coupled receptor activity
Source: RefSeq, a predicted model, not a curated record